Messenger RNA from Cornus florida, 699 nucleotides. Its product is annotated as RPM1-interacting protein 4-like. The record is from RefSeq and is a predicted model, not a curated record. The transcript has 4 exons. The coding region runs from base 1 to 699 and encodes 232 amino acids. Lineage: Eukaryota; Viridiplantae; Streptophyta; Magnoliopsida; Cornales; Cornaceae.
AUGGCUGGGGGAGCAGGGGUGCAACGUUCCCAUGUUCCGAAGUUUGGCAAUUGGGACAGUGACAAUGUACCUUACACGGUCUAUUUUGAGAAUGCGCGCAAAGAGAAAACCACUGGUGUGAGAAUGAAUCCAAAUGAUCCCAAGGAGAAUCCAGAGGCCUUCAUGUUUCGAGAAGAGGGAAGCAAAAGUAAUGGCGUUUCUCGUGCAGCUCAAGUUCCACUCCAAAGUGGUUCUGAUAAGUUGACUUCAGCAGAAAAGCGCCGCGUAGAGGGACACAAGAAGCAAAGUGGUCAUUGGAGAAACACUUCUGAUCAACUAAAGACUGGGAGCCGUAAGAGCAUGACUUCAGAAUCCGGAAGCGAUAAAAGCAAUUCGGAUCAUUCACUCCUGCAUCAAAACCACCGUGCUAUGAGACCUGACCGGAAGAAGAGUGUAAUCGAGGCUCAUGGUAGCAUUGUUCCAUCACCACUUGGACCUGAUAGACUGAGAAGUGGAAUGAAUCCUCCCGUCGAAAAUACUCGGAGAUCAGCAGCGGUGCCCAAAUUUGGGGCAUGGGAUGAAAGUGAUCCUAAAUCAGGAGAAGGUUUUACAUUCAUUUUCAACAAAGUAAAAGAGGAGAAACAAAUUGCAGCUGCCAAAGAUGUUGCGGCCUGCUCUAAAGUGGAAGCGACUGAUUCUUGUGGCUCUGCUUUGGCUUGA